AUGGCUGCUGCGGGCAGUGGUUUCGAUGCGCGAGAUUUCACAUGGGUGGCACAGCUGCCGGCCGUGUGGGACGGUGUUCGUGCCUACCGUGAAAGGAGCCUCAACGGAAUGAAUUUGCUGCGCGGGAUUGUUCUGCAGGCAUAUGGUCCCGACCCUGUGGUUGUCGGCAACCUGGAAUGCUGCAAGGUUAACUCCGAUAUCCUGGCCACGAUCCUUAAGAUCAUGGGUGACGUGGGGUGCAUCUUUGUUCCAAGGGUAUUCCUGUUGCAGGGGGCUUGUUUGGAGUUCCAUUGCAACGCCGGCUAUCCCGAAGCCUUGAGCCUGGGUGGUGCAGCUUAUUCAGACGGAUGGGGCUUGAAGCGAAUGCUCGGCUUCUUGAAGCGCAAAUGGAUGCGUGAUCAGAAGCCUCGGGACAGGACCAUUCGCAAGCUCGUGGCAGAGUUUGACCGGGCCUUCAAGAAGUUGGGACAGGCUGUUGGCGACCGCAUCGCAAGAGCUCUGCGAGCUCGAGGGGAGGAUGAUGAUGACGACGAGGAUCCCCAAGCGGAGGUGGAUUCGGACCGGCCCAGGGCUGCUGAAAAUCCGGAUUCGAAAGAGAUGGUGCCGGGGAAUGCCUCGGUCAGUGUUGAGCUGCCCGAAGAGAUGGCCCCAACAAGUGCGGUGCCAGAGCAGGCUCCGGUGAAUCCUGAGGUGAUGCCUCAUGAGGAAGCAGCUCCGCUGCUUCCUAGGCAGCCUACACGUGAGGAUUUAGAGAAGGAACUUCGCAUAGCUGAGCUCAAGCUAGAGGCCAAACGACUGUAG
Symbiodinium necroappetens is the source of this 801-nucleotide messenger RNA. NCBI's taxonomy places the organism in Eukaryota, Dinophyceae, Suessiales, Symbiodiniaceae. The record is from the annotation of a GenBank genome assembly.